This is a messenger RNA of Closterium sp. Naga37s-1, 2385 nucleotides long. Lineage: Eukaryota; Viridiplantae; Streptophyta; Zygnematophyceae; Desmidiales; Closteriaceae. The record is from the annotation of a GenBank genome assembly.
AUGGUGGAGCGCCUUCCGGUCUAUAUCGUGCGCAUGCGCAACUCGCCGCCCGUCGCGGGGUACACUGGCGGAAUCGACGGGCUGGCAGCGACCGUCAACGGGCAGCGCAUCGCGCAGUCCUUCCGCGCGGGUGCCGCCGCGACGCUCGCUGGCCGCCGCCGCUUCCGCUUCGACCCGUUCAGCCGGCCCGUGCAGCAAUUCGCGCGGUGGCUGGGGCAGAUGCAGGCGCGCGUCGCGGCCGACGCAGGCGUGAGCACACGAGACGUGCUCUACAGUUACAAGUACGUGAGCAACGGAUUUGCGGCGAGACUCACGCCGAAGCAAGUCCGGCAAUUGCGGAACCACCCGGCCGUCGCGCAGGUGAAGCAGAGCAUCGCGAUUCGCAAGCUCACAACGGAUACGCCCGCGUUCCUGCAGCUGCCGAGCACACUAUGGGCGGCGGCGGGCGGACAGAGCAACGCGGGGCAAGGCGUGGUGGUGGGGAUCGUUGAUACCGGCAUCUGGCCCGAACACCCGUCGUUCGCAGGAGACGCGUCGUACCCGAACCCGCCCGCCACGUGGAAGGGCAACUGCACGACCACGGCGGACUUCCCUCGCUGCAACCGCAAGCUCAUCGGCGCGCGCUACUUCUCCGCCGGCUUCCGCGGCGCGUACGGCAGCGUCAACCUCGCCGCCGAUUGGAACUCGGCGCGCGACGCGGACGGCCACGGCACGUGGUGCGCGGGAGCCGCGACUGGCAACAGCAACGUGCAGGUAUCAAUCGCGCGAGGCCAAUCCGCAGGGCUCGCGAGCGGGGUGGCCCCACGCGCCUUCCUCAGUGUGUACAAGGUCUUUUGGAGCACGAGCAGCGGCGGUGUGACUGCCACGUGGGCGGAUAUCGAGGCCGCCGUGAACAAGGCGGUAGCGGACGGUGUGGAUGUGCUCAGCCUGUCGCUGGGCGGCCUGGAUCCCUCCGCGGAUUACUUUGACGACUCCACGUACCUCUAUGCCAACGCGAUGGGAGUGACAGUCGCGUACGCAUCGGGCAACGACGGAUCACCGCCGUACAGCUCAUCCAUGUAUCGCACCAUCUCCAACUUCUCGCCCUUCUACCUCACCGUUGGCGCCUCCACCAUCUCCCGCCGCUACAGCACAUCGCUGGUUCUUGGCAACGGAGUAACGGUUGCUGCCACAGGGUUUGGCAGUGGGAGUGCGAGUGUGGUGGGGCUGAGGGUCAUUGAGGGCAUCGCUGCCAUGGCUGCCUCGUCUACCUCUACUCAGGCACAGUACUGCUACUCCGGCUCGCUUGACUGGGCCAAAGUCAGCGGCAGAAUAGUCAUCUGUUCGUACGGAGGCGUGGGCACGAGUGUCAAGGUGGGGGAGGUGCUAGCGCGGGGAGGCAAGGCUGUGAUCAUCACAGGCGUCCCCGACGUCCUCAAGCCAUUCCCGCCCUACGACUCGCGCCUGCCCUUGGUUUAUCUUGACUAUGCUCCUGCUGACACGCUGACCACCUACGUCCGAUCCAUCGCCUCCCCAACAGCCACUCUCUCCACAUCCUUCUCAACCGCGACAGACCUCCCAGCACCGAACGUCAUCUACUUCUCCUCCUCCGGCCCAUCUCUCAACCCCUCCUCAUCCGUAGUCAAGCCACGGCCCACCAAUGACAUCCUCAAGCCAGACAUCAUCGCUCCGGGCGUCUCCCUCUGGUCGUCUUGGCGCGCCUCCUCUCCCUCCUCCACCACACAACAGUUCACCAUGAUUUCUGGGACAUCCAUGGCUACCCCGCACGUGGCGGGGAUUGCCGCGCUGCUGACUCAGCGGUACCCGACGUGGUCCCCGGCGCAGAUCAUGUCUGCGAUUAUGACCACUGCGAGCACGACGACCAAUCAGGGGUCGGCGAUCGGGACGAGUUACACAGCGGUCGCCACGCCUUUUGAGAUGGGCCAAGGGCAUAUUAACUCGACGGGGUUGCUCGACCCUGGGCUUACCUACACUGCGGCGCUCGCGCAUUAUUACAACUUUUUGGCCGGGCAGGACCAGACCCGAACGAAAUAUCUCAUCGGCACGCAAGCCAGAGUCAAGCUGACCCCGAUCCCGGCGUACAAUCUCAACCGCCCAUCCAUCUCGGUCUCGCGAUUGGUCAAGAGCGUGGUGGUCACGCGGUGGGUGGUGAAUGUGUUUAACCAGGCGUGUACGUACACUGCGAGUGUAGUUGCUCCUGCUAACGUGCGCGUCACCGUUUCCCCAUCAACCUUCACCAUUUCGCCGGCCAAAACUCAGACAUUUACGGUGACAUUCAACGUUACAGCAGCAUCCCAGGCCUUCAGUUACGGCAGCCUGACGUGGAGGGACCAAUUCGGGCAUGCGGUGCGGUCGGUGCUUGCCGUGCAGCCAAUCAGCCUGUAG